This is a messenger RNA of Cannabis sativa, 1379 nucleotides long. RefSeq lists its product as uncharacterized. The coding region runs from base 148 to 1104 and encodes 318 amino acids. Gene Ontology annotation, cellular component: mitochondrion. NCBI's taxonomy places the organism in Eukaryota, Viridiplantae, Streptophyta, Magnoliopsida, Rosales, Cannabaceae. Gene Ontology annotation, molecular function: prostaglandin-E synthase activity. The record is from RefSeq and is a predicted model, not a curated record. The transcript is spliced from 6 exons.
GUUGUUUGGGGUGAAACGUGUAUCCUAUGAAGUAGACAAGUAGAAGAAUGAAGAAGAAGAGGCGUGUGUGAGUAGUAGGUGACCCAAAACUCCAAACUGUCUUAAAACCCCUUUAAAACCCUAAAUCGUAUUCAAGUUUUUUCGAUCAUGAUCAGAAGGCUUAACGGAGUUUCACUAAUCAGUCGAGCCAUUUCUGCCGGAUUAGGCGCCACUCAACUUCAACUUCUUCAACCAGGAACUCUCAGCUCAUGCUCGCCGCGUUUCGGGACGUUUUGGUGCUCCGGAAGGUUAUCCGAUGGCAUCAUUGGGCAAUCGAGCCCCUUUUCUGGGACCACGUGUUUCUCUAAUGUAGCAUCAUUGGCUCGAAACACUCAUGCCAAGGAGUCUCCGAGCUCCGAUAAUUUUCAACCUAAAAACGUUGUGCUCUAUCAAUAUGAAGCCUGCCCUUUCUGCAAUAAGGUGAAAGCUUUUUUGGAUUAUUACGAUUUGCCAUACAAAAUUGUGGAGGUUAACCCCAUGAACAAAAAAGAGAUAAAGUGGUCUGAUUACAAAAAGGUUCCUAUUUUGAAAGUUGAUGGUGAACAGAUGGUUGAUUCUUCAGAUAUAAUUGAUACUCUGUAUAAAAGGAUCAAUCCUGAGAGCGACACCCUGGACAGAGAAGAAGAAAAGAUUUGGUGCAGGUGGGUGGAUAACCAUUUGGUGCAUGUUUUAUCACCAAACAUAUAUCGAACUGUUUCUGAGGCAAUUGAGUCGUUUGAUUACAUCACUACUCAUGGCAAUUUUAGUUUUUCUGAAAGGAUAGUAGCAAAAUAUGGAGGAGCUGCAGCUAUGUAUUUUGUCUCUAAGAAACUGAAGAAGAGGCAUAACAUCACCGAUGAGCGUGCAGCCUUAUAUGAAGCUGUAGAAACAUGGGUGGAUGCUCUCAAAGGAAGACAAUUUCAUGGUGAUUCAAAUCCAAAUUUAGCUGAUAUAUCUGUUUUUGGGGUUCUGAGGCCUAUCAGGCCCCUUCAAUCUGGAAGAGACAUGGUGGACAAUACCCGGAUUGAAGAAUGGUACAGUCGCAUGGAAAGUGCAGUGGGAAAGUCUUCUAAGAUUCAGGCAUAAUGCUACUACUGUUUUAUUAAUGAAUUACUUUACAAUCUACUUUACUAAUAAUAAAGAAAAGAAAUUGAAACUUAUAUAAAUUAUACUGGUUUGGAUGAUGACUUUGCUGAUAAUUAUUAAUUGAUUUGGCAGUAGUAAAUUAGUAAUCACUCAGCAAAGCGUUUUGGUGAUGUUUAUUAGUAGUAGCCUAGCCCCAUACAGAUUCAAAACCAGCUCUGUAUCUGAAUAAAUGAUCAAAUGUCAGUCAAUUAUACAUGAGGUGAUGUUAUUCUUUA